Messenger RNA from Caenorhabditis angaria, 1411 nucleotides. The record is from the annotation of a GenBank genome assembly. NCBI's taxonomy places the organism in Eukaryota, Metazoa, Nematoda, Chromadorea, Rhabditida, Rhabditidae.
AUGGCUGAAAAUGAUGUGGAUAUGGAGGAUAUUGGAGCGAGUGCCGGAAAAUCGAAGGGACGUGGAUUGACUACGGUAGGGGCGCGCGAUUUUUGGGCGGGAAAUUUGGAAAAAUUCAAGAAAGGUGGCCUAGAAAUGGUGAAAUUUGGUUUUCUAGGCCAUAUUCAAGCUUCUGAGCCUAAAAAUGGCCUAGAAAUGGUGAAAUUUGGAUUUCUAGGUCAUAGUUAAGCUACUGAGCCCAAAAAUGGUCUAGAAAUGGUGAAAUUUGGAUUUCUAGGCCAUAGGAAAGCUUCUGAACCUAAAAAUGGCCUAGAAAUGGUGAAAUUUGGAUUUCCAGGCCAUAGUUAAGCUUCUGAGCCCAAAAAAUGGCCUAGAAAUGGUGAAAUUUGGAUUUCUAGGCCAUAGUUAAGCUUCUGAGCCCAGAAAUGGCCUAGAAAUGGUGAAAUUUGGAUUUCUAGGCCAUAGUUAAGCUCCUAAGCCCAAAAAUGACCUGGAAAUGGUGAAAUUUGGAUUUCUAGGCCAUAUUUGAGCUUCUGAGCCUAAAAAUGGUGAAAUUUAGACUUCUAGGCCAUAGUUAAGCUUCUGAGCCUAAAAAUGGCCUAGAAAUGGUGAAAUUUGGAUUCCUAGACCAUAGUUAAGCUUAUGAGCCCAAAAAUGGCCUAGAAAUGGUGAAAUUUGGUUUUCUAGGCCAUAUUUAAGCUACUGAGCCUAAAAUCUCAAUUUUCCAGUCAAGAAAUCGUGAAAAAAUCGUCUACGAUGUUGUCGAUGAAGAUCAAAGCACAGGAUCGGCUGAAAAAUCGGGAAAUGUUGGCGGACCACAAAGAUCAGUCGAAGGUUGGAUCGUUUUUGUGACCAACAUCCACGAGGAAGCCACCGAAGAUGAUGUCAAUGAUAAAUUUGCGGAUUUUGGAGAAAUUAAGAAUAUUCAUUUGAAUUUGGACAGAAGAACUGGAUUUUUUGAAGGGAUAUGCGUUGGUUGAGUAUGGAACACAGAAGGUAAGGGGUUUUGGGGCCAAAAUUUGAAAAAUUUCAGUAAAAAUAACCUGAAAUUCAUGAAAUUUGGUGAAUUUUGACCCGAAAUUCGUGAUUUUUGACAAAAAAUGGCUUAGAAACUGGAAAAUUUGGAUUUCUAGGCCAUUUUCUGACCCUGAAAUUUUGUUUCACCAAAAAUAAGAUAAGAUAUCAGAAUUUCUCAGUUUUUAUUGAUUUUUCCCCCAAAAAAUAGCCCAAAAUUCGUGAAAUUUGUAUCAAAAUUUAAAUUUUUGACUAGAAAAUCUGGAAAUUUCCCAAAUUUUCAAUCUGAAAUUAAUUUCAGGAAGCGACAGAAGCCAUUGAAAAAUGCAACGGAACCGAUCUUUUGGGCCAAAACAUCAAUGUUGAUUGGUGUUUUAUUCGAGGAGCAAAAAAAUGA